Strongylus vulgaris is the source of this 207-nucleotide messenger RNA. The record is from the annotation of a GenBank genome assembly. NCBI's taxonomy places the organism in Eukaryota, Metazoa, Nematoda, Chromadorea, Rhabditida, Strongylidae.
AUGUAUCAACGCGCAAAAGAUCAAAAUGACCCGUUUAGGACUGGAUUGCCUCCGAACACGUUGAGCCCUGUCAAUGUUGAAAAUCCACCUUUAUGUAAAAAGGCUGUAGCUCCUCAACUUGUUGGAGGUGAUGCAGAAAAGAAAGGGAAACAAAGGAACUUAAUGAAGAAUGUGGUUGUAUGGUUUGCUACCUUUUUCGUUGAUUGA